ACCUGUGAAGAGAGCAAAAAGGAUUUACUGCAAACUGGGAUUUAUCUGUGCUGGCGUUUAAACAGUAUUGUCGCCUGUCUUCGAGGCUUAAGUGUUUUUUGGGCUUUUAUUAUUCUUUAAAGCGGACUAAAGAAAGAUAUUUGUCACUAACGGAGGCCAGUAAUCCACCUGCUGCAAGAAAAGACAGACCCUCAAUAUUAUAUUACCAGGCAAAAGUGACUGCCAAGGGCUCAGACCACCUGCCCUGAGGAGUCAAGGAGACUAGGAGGAAGGGAAGAAAGGAAGGAAGGAAGGAAGGAAGGAAGGAGAUACAUCGUUCUCUAUUGUUGCCGUCUGCUUCCUACUGUAUCCAGAUGUAUGCUGAGAAAGUUGUGACGGAGGGGAAGAUGGGGAACAGGGGAAUCUCCCUGACCUGUGUGUUGACCCCCUGCCGUGUGAUUGGGGUGUGUGUGACACUGAUGACCUUGGGAGCCAUCGGAGCAGCUGUCUGGGCCGUAGUUUCAUACUGCACAAUGGAGGAAGACACAGGACUGUAUGAUGUCCAGGUAAAUUCUGCUGACCAGCGUCUCCGGGUAUUUGACUCGACCCACAAGAGGUGGCGCCAGGUGUGUUCCUCCCCAGCCAAUGAGCUGCUAGCUAGCAUAAGCUGUGAAGAAGUUGGCUUUAUCAGUGUGGUGAAUUACUCAGUGACAUCGGUGCCAGAGGCCAGUGGAGAUGGCGGAGAGUUCUUCUGUGUCAGACAGCAGGAGCUCAGCUACAGCAAGAAAAUCAAAGACUCAUUGUUCCCAUGUGACUGUGAGAGCAGGGAGGUUCUCACACUUUUGUGUCAAGACUGUGGCAGGCGCAGUUUCGCAGCAGACCGCAUAGUUGGAGGUGUGGAUGCCAGGCAGGGCAGUUGGCCUUGGCAGGUCAGAUUAGAGUAUGAUGGAGUUCAUCAGUGUGGAGGAGCCAUCAUCUCAAACCGCUGGAUUGUCUCAGCAGCUCAUUGCUUUCGAGAGCGGUAUCGAACCGUCAAUCGCUGGCGUGUGCUGCUGGGCUCCAUCUAUAGUAAACCAGUCAAUGCCAACGUGGCGGAGGUGAACACCAUUGUUUACCACAGCAGCUACCUGCCCUUUGUAGAUGCUAGCAUUGAUGACAACAGCAGGGAUAUCGCUGUUCUGGCCCUCACCCACCCCCUCAAUUUCAACGAAUAUAUCCAGCCUAUUUGCCUGCCAGCAUAUGGUCAAAGACUGAUAGACGGACAGAUGGGAACAGUGACAGGCUGGGGAAACGUAGAUUACUAUGGUAUUCAAGCAGAGGUUCUCCAGGAAGCAAACGUCCCCAUCAUCAGCGACGCUGUCUGUAAUGCUCCUGAUUACUACGACAAUCAGAUCACCACCAGCAUGUUCUGUGCUGGUUAUGAGAAAGGAGGCACUGAUGCCUGCCAGGGAGACAGCGGCGGUCCUUUUGUGGUAGAAGACUGCCUGUCAAAGACCAGGCGGUAUCGUCUGGUGGGGGUGGUGAGCUGGGGAAUAGGCUGUGCCAUGGCCAAGAAACCUGGCGUCUACACCAGAGUGUCCCGAUUUCUGCCCUGGAUAUCUACGGCCAUGAGAGUGAGUGACUGGACACUUUAUUCUAUUAUACCUGUGCUUCUAAUACUAAAUGAACUGACUGCAGAACAGAACCAUAACUUGCUGGCAUUAAGGCCAUCUAUAAACCACUUACUAACAACACUCCCACACUUUCAUAUGCAAACACAUGUGGCCUCAUUCUCAUGAACAAAAAUAUCAUUUGGUGUUUUAAGCUGUAGUCUUUUAAACGUCAAAGCAUUUCGCAUCACAGCAUAUUUAUGUACAGCAUUGAAAACAGAAUGAUCA
Epinephelus moara (kelp grouper) is the source of this 1856-nucleotide messenger RNA. It is a transcript of the gene hpn, whose product is annotated as hepsin. Gene Ontology annotation, molecular function: serine-type endopeptidase activity; serine-type exopeptidase activity. Gene Ontology annotation, biological process: proteolysis. Lineage: Eukaryota; Metazoa; Chordata; Actinopteri; Perciformes; Serranidae. The transcript is spliced from 12 exons. The record is from RefSeq and is a predicted model, not a curated record. Gene Ontology annotation, cellular component: membrane. Bases 354 to 1757 code for a protein of 467 amino acids.